Fulmarus glacialis (Northern fulmar) is the source of this 2808-nucleotide messenger RNA. RefSeq names its product cadherin 20, type 2 (gene CDH20). The annotation marks the transcript as partial. Gene Ontology annotation, cellular component: catenin complex; plasma membrane; adherens junction. Gene Ontology annotation, biological process: cell-cell junction assembly; adherens junction organization; calcium-dependent cell-cell adhesion. The record is from RefSeq and is a predicted model, not a curated record. Gene Ontology annotation, molecular function: cadherin binding; calcium ion binding. The transcript is spliced from 8 exons. Lineage: Eukaryota; Metazoa; Chordata; Aves; Procellariiformes; Procellariidae.
UCAGGCUUAAUUAGGACAGCUCUAAUGAACAUGGACAGAGAAGCAAAAGAAUAUUAUGAAGUGAUUAUCCAGGCCAAGGAUAUGGGUGGACAGCUGGGAGGAUUAGCUGGAACAACCACAGUCAACAUCACUCUCUCUGAUGUCAAUGAUAAUCCACCCAGAUUUCCACAGAAGCAUUAUCAGAUGAGUGUGCUGGAGUCCGCUCCUGUCAGCUCCACUGUGGGCCGCGUGGUUGCGAAAGACCUGGACGAAGGCAUUAACGCAGAGAUGAAAUACAGCCUUGUGGAUGGGGAUGGACUGGAUGUCUUUGAUAUUAACACUGAUCCUAAUUACCAAGUUGGCAUCAUAACUGUGAGAAAGCCUUUAAGUUUUGAGAGCAAGAAAAGCUACACCUUGAAAGUAGAGGGUGCCAACCCCCACUUGGAAAUGCGGUUCCUGAAUCUGGGUCCCUUCCGAGACACCACCACCGUCCACAUCAGCGUGGAGGAUGUGGAUGAACCUCCUGUGUUCGAGCCCAGCUUCUACUUUGUGGAAGUGCCCGAGGAUGUGGAGAUUGGAACCACCAUACAGAUCAUUUCUGCCAAGGACCCGGAUGUGACCAACAACUCCAUCAGAUACUCGAUUGACAGGAGCAGUGAUCCGGGGCGGUUCUUUUACGUCGACAUUACAUCAGGAGCACUGAUGACUGCAAGACCUCUUGACCGGGAGGACGUUUCUUGGCACAACAUCACUGUGCUGGCCGUGGAGCUGAACAACCCCUCGCAGGUGGGCAGCGUCUCCGUGACGGUGAAAGUCCUGGAUGUGAAUGACAACGCGCCGGAGUUUGCAAGAUUUUAUGAAGCUUUUGUUUGUGAAAACGCCAAAGCGGGGCAGCUGAUCCAGACAGUGAGCGCUAUUGACAGGGAUGACCCACAGGAGGGUCAGCACUUCUACUACAGCCUGGCUCCGGAGGCAGCCAACAACCCCAACUUUACUCUAAGGGACAAUCAAGACAAUACAGCGUGGAUUUUGACAAGGCGCUCUGGCUUCAGACAACAUGAGCAGAACAUCUUUUACCUCCCCAUCCUGAUUAGCGACAACGGCCGCCCCGUGCUGAGCAGCACGGGUACGCUGACCGUGCACGUGUGCAGCUGCGAUGAUGACGGCAUGGUGAUGUCCUGCAACGCGGAGGCCUACGUCCUCCCCGUCAGCCUGAGCAGAGGGGCACUCAUUGCGAUCCUCGCCUGCAUCUUUGUCCUGCUAGUGCUGGUGCUCCUCAUCCUCUCCAUGCGGCGCCAGCGGAAGCAGCCGUACAUCAUCGACGAGGAGGAGAACAUCCACGAGAACAUCGUCAGGUACGACGACGAGGGCGGUGGGGAGGAGGACACGGAGGCCUUCGAUAUCGCCGCCAUGUGGAACCCGCGGGAGGCCCAGCUGGUGGUGAAAAACCGGCAGGACAUGCUCCCUGAAAUAGAGAGUCUCUCCCGAUACGUGCCUCAGGCGUGCGUCAUGGACAACAACGUCCACAACUACGUGCUCGCCAAGCUGUACGAAGCUGACAUGGACCUGUGGGCGCCUCCCUUCGACUCCCUCCAGACGUACAUGUUUGAAGGGAACGGCUCGGUGGCGGAGUCGCUCAGCUCCCUACAGUCGGUGACGACAGACUCAGACCAGAGCUACGACUACCUGACGGACUGGGGGCCGCGCUUCAAAAAGCUGGCCGAGAUGUACGGUGCCACGGACAGCAGCGGGGCUCUGUGGUAACGGACGAGGAAUGGCAGAGGGGUUUCAAUGCGAAACAGUGUCCGGUUAGGUCCAUUCUCAUCAGAUGCUUCCAUGGACAUGGGUGAGGCCUCCUAAAAAAAUAGCAAUACGGUGCUUGGAUGAGAAUGGGAAGAAGGGUGCGAAUGAAGGUCUCUCUGGAUCAGCUUUACUCAGUUAAAUUAAGUCACGUUUUUGAAACAGUGAGAAGCAGAAGGAAGAAAGUAUUUUCCUGUUUUUUACAGCAAAAUUGGAAAGCUCCACAACUGGAAUAUAAUGACAUUACUCUCUUUCUCUCUCCCUCCCUCUUUCUCUCUCUUCCUGGUACACGGCAGCUUACUGAGCUCUAUACGUCUGGGUUCAAAGAUCUGUAAACUCCAACCAUAAUCUCCGACUCACUGAGAAAUUGCCAGCAUAGAAAAGUGGUUCCCCACUGGUUAUUUUUCCCCCAUUAGAAAGAAAAAAAAAUUGCUUGCUAACAAGAGGGAAAAAAAACCUCCCACAAAGCAGAAAAUUGAAACUGGAAUCUCAGAGGGCUCUUUGUAAACUAAACCUCCUCUCUCUGUUGCUAACAGAGUCCUUUUUUAAUCCUUUAGAAACAAGGCUGAGGUUUUUUUUCCACCUGGCCGAGCGGGCUGGGGAAGAGGCUUUGGAUUUCUGCUCUAGUUUAAUGGCUGAUCUAUGAGCGUUAACACUAAUCCAUCUAUCAAGUUUGUGUAAAUUUAUUCUUGGCUCUUUAAAACCAUGACUCUGCUAAACUGCUCAGAACAAAACCAGAAAAUCUGCCUCUUUUGCACUGUAGAUGUCUCUUCCAUGUGCCAAAUGUGAAGAUUAGAUUCUACCAAUGAAAGCCAAAUAAAUUUUAAAAAAAGAAAAAGCUAUAUUUGGUAACUACAUGGGUUAGAUGGGCUUUCCUAAUCUGUGUGAGGUCAAUCCAAGGGAUGUUUACAUACUGUAGAUAACCUACUUGAACAAAUGCAGUAUUAUAGACCAAUAAAUGGAUGUAAGAAAAUUACAUGUAUAAGUUUUGUAUAUUUGUUAAUUUUGGUAAUAAAUAUGAUGUACUGC